GUACGAAAUUCAUUAAUGUUUUAUCCGGAAGGCCAAGAUCAAGUUCCUGAAGAGAAUUCAAGAAGGGCACCAAAACAAAUAGUUCAUGAUGCUACGAGAUUUGAGUCGACGGAUGAAGCUACGAUAAAUAAUCACGCUGCUGCAACUGCGGCUGCAGUUGGCCUAAACCUAGAUGCGACUCCAAAUGAAAGCGCUUCACAAACCCCUCGAGUUGGCGGUUAUAGUUUCGUUUCUGCCACACCGUCUCCCAAUCCUUCACAAAUUGACACCUCAGAGCUUAUGACCUGGGGUAUGAUUGAAGGUAGUCCUUUAUUGAUUGGCGGGGAUCAAACACCAGAGAUUAUUGGAAUGAAUCUUUCAAGCAAUGCUUCCAGAAGUAUUCGUAAGCGUAACUCAUCCAUGAAAUCACCACGAACUCUACAUAGUCCAAUUGCAAGGAUGGCUAGUCCCAAAGUACGCGCGUCUUUAUUAUCACCCGCAGCGCGUAAAUUGCUACGUAAAUCGCAUCUUUCUCCUAAAAUUGGAGUAGAUGUUCAAUUGAGGGCUUCCUACGCAUCUCCAAUAAGAAAAUCACCGUCUACCCCUUUGAAGGAUACCGUCCCGAAAAUUGAUUCUAUGCGAGCAUACGAUGUUACACCUUCCCCCAUAAGGAUUGAUUAG
Messenger RNA from Dentiscutata erythropus, 660 nucleotides. The record is from the annotation of a GenBank genome assembly. Lineage: Eukaryota; Fungi; Glomeromycota; Glomeromycetes; Diversisporales; Gigasporaceae.